This is a messenger RNA of Lymnaea stagnalis (great pond snail), 1068 nucleotides long. NCBI's taxonomy places the organism in Eukaryota, Metazoa, Mollusca, Gastropoda, Lymnaeidae. The record is from the annotation of a GenBank genome assembly.
AAUUUCAUCAACAUCAUCGUCUAUUUAAAACUCGGACUGAACGACAGCAUCAGCAUCUGCUUCUUCGUGCUGUCGUGCACGGACUUUGUGUGCAUUCUGUUGAUGAUAUUUUCAAGCACGGCCACGAGUUUAGCACUCUACUUUGUGGACGUCUGGAAAACCGACGGCAGCUACUUGGCCUUCCUCACGAUAUCGUUCUACGGCCCCUUCUACGACAUCUCGCAGGGGAUCACGACAUUCAUCGCCGUCCAGAAAUGCUGGUGUGUCGCGCUGCCUUUUCGCUUCAAAAACACGUUUACAAGGACGCGAACUGCCGUUAUCUUAUCUGGAAUUACGUUGGCGCUGUUUUCCAUGCACCUGCCGAUUCUGACGACGCAAGGUUUGGAGGAAACGUUGGACCCGUUCAAGAACAGAACUCUAUUUAAAUUAUGGAUACCAGAAAUUAGUAGGAAGAUGUACUCCGCUGUAGGAAUGGUAUCUUUGUUAUUUACCAACACGUGUCAGUUUACCGUCAUCUUCUGCUUGGUCGUUCUCGCUUCACGAUUACGGGCGUCAUCAAAGUUUAGGAGGGCGACAAAAAUAGCCAGUACCGACCAGAUGUCUUCGGAGCUGACAGCUCAAAAAACGAAGUUCCCCGAUCAGCAUUUGAACACAAAUUUUUCGUUUUUGUCUGACGAGAUGAGCUCAAAUAAACAAUCGAAAGAUGUUUAUAGAACAAUCACAGAAAAAACACGCUCUGGGAUGAAUACAACUUCCAAUGAAGCUAUCACUCCUGUUCCUUUCCACGUGAAGGCCAACUCUUCAAAAGAGAUAAUGGCAAUUAAGUCCACUACAUUUGUGUCCAUUCUGUUUGUUUUUUUCAACACGUUCAAACUAUUGAACUACUACGCCCUAAUCUGCAUUUCUGAUUACAGUAUAUUCGGUCGUUAUCGCAACACGUACUGGGUGACCAAUGAAAUGAGGUUGACGCUGGAAGUUCUUCACUGCUCGUGCAACAUGUUCGUCUACCUGAAGUUCAACACACGCUACAGGUCAACGUUGUUGGCCUGCUGGAGCCGCAACUGUUGA